GGGCUGGACUGGGGAUACUGGGCUGUACUGGGAUAGUCUGAACUUAUACUGGGCUGGGGUAGCCUGUGCUGGGCCCUGCUUGGCUGUACUGGGUUAUAGUGGGCUGUACUGGGUUAUACUGGGUUCUGCUGGGCCGUACUGGGCCAUACUGGGCUAUACUGGGCCGUGCUGGCGCCUCGGGGCGCGCGUCGCUGCCGUCAUGGAGCGCUUCGUGGCGGGGAACCGGGCGGCCCUGCAGGACCACAUCCAGCAGCACCAGGAGAUCCACGUGGUGAUGGGCAACGAGGCCUGUGACCUGGACUCCACCGUCUCCGCGCUGGCCCUGGCUUAUUUCCUCGCCCAGACCAGCCCGGCUCCCAAAGCCGCCUUCGUGCCCGUGCUCAACAUCCCCCGCGCCGACUUCGCGCUGCGGACGGAGACCACGUUCCUGCUGCGGGAGCGGGGCGUGCCGGCCGCCGCGCUGGUGUUUCGGGACGAGAUCGACCUGGCGGGGCUGCACCGCGCCGGGCUGCUCUCCCUGACGCUGGUCGAUCACCACGUCCUGCCCGGCAGUGCUGAUGCUGCCCUGGAGGAGGCCGUGGUGGAGGUCCUGGACCACCGGCCGCUGGAGCGGGACCGCGGGCCCCCGUGCCAGGUGACCGUGGAGCCCGUGGGCUCCUGCGCCACGCUGGUGACCGAGCGGAUCCUGCAGGGCCCCCCGGGCGUGCUGGACAGAACCACGGCCGCGCUGCUGCACGGCACCAUCCUGCUGGACUGCAUCAACCUGAGCCCGGCCGCGGGCAAGGUGACGCCCCGGGACGUGGCCUGCGUGGCCCUGCUCGAGGAGAGGUUCCCGGAGCUGCCGGCCCGCGACGCCGUGUUCGGAGCCCUGCAGGCGGCCAAGUUUGAUGUCACAGGGCUGACGACGGAGCAGAUGCUGCGGAAGGACCUCAAAGUCCUCUCCAACGACGAGGCUGUCGUCGGCAUCAGCGGCGUCUUCGAGGACCUGGAAACGUUCCUGCUGCGGCCUGGCUUGCUGCAGGAGCUGGAGGCGUUCUGCCAGGCCCGUGGCUACGCGGGGCUGGUGGCCAUGACCGUGUCCUUCAACGAGCGCCACGAGCCCACGCGGAAGCUCGCGGUGUACAGCGCGCAGGAGCCGCUGCGCAGCACGCUGUGCCGGGCGCUGGAGGAGGCGACGUCGCCGUCGCUGCAGCUGCGGCCGCUGCCGAGCCCCUGGCCCCGCGUGGCCGCCUACGCCCAGGGCAACGCCGUGGCCGCUCGGAAGAAGGUGCUGCCCAUCCUGCGGGCAGCCCUGGGGGGCCUGGGGGCCGCCGGGGGUCCCGAGGAGGAGGUGGUGCCCCCGCCCACCCCCAUGAACAGCCUGGUGGAGGAGUGUCCCCUGGCGCAGGCCGUGCCGCCGCUGUGUCCCCAGGAUGUCCUGGAGCGCGUCAGCCGCAUCGCCGCGGGGCAGCCCCCCGGCUCCCCGAAAUAGCAGCAGGCACCCCCGGGGUUUGUUGAGGUCUGGAUGAGAAGUUGGGGUCCCUGAGUGUGGCCCCGUGGCGUGCCUGGGUGUGGGGGGGUUGCAGCUGCCUGUGGUAGAGCUCAGCUCCUGGUCCCCGUCGUGGUUUGUCCCCCCCAGUGGCUCCCUCCGCCCCAGUGGGCCCCAGGGUGGGAUUUUGGGGAUGCCGUGGAGUUGCACCCUCUUAAUGAAGGCGUUGGGGUGGGGGAGUUAAGGAGUUCUUGAUGAUCUUCCUUGGGGGGCAGAGGGGGGCCCCAGAGGGGGGGUCCGGACAUGCAGCCGUCCAGAACUGUCACUGUUCUCCAAGGAUUAAAUCUCCCUUUUCUUCCA
Molecule: messenger RNA, 1828 nt
Organism: Passer domesticus (house sparrow)
Lineage: Eukaryota; Metazoa; Chordata; Aves; Passeriformes; Passeridae
Gene: PRUNE1
Product: prune exopolyphosphatase 1
Exons: 9
Coding region: 200-1471 (423 amino acids)
Cellular component (GO): cytoplasm
Molecular function (GO): exopolyphosphatase activity
Source: RefSeq, a predicted model, not a curated record